AUGCACAUCAUUUCGCCAACCCUAAAGGAGAGUUUUCGGCUGUUAUUGACAGUAUAUGAAAAGAUUCACGUACGUUGUAGNNNNUCCGAAAUGCAGCGAAUGAGCUCUCACAUGGGUGUAUCUAUCAUAAACGAGAACGAUUGUAUAUGCGUGGAUGAGCUCCGAUUUGGCGACAACGACACACUAUCUGCAUUAGUUGCAGUGAGUUGCAAUGCGGAUAAGCUGUUCCUCCUCACUGACGUCGAUUGCCUGUACGAUAAGAAUCCACACGAGUCCCCGAUGCCAAACCCAUAA
Perkinsus marinus ATCC 50983 is the source of this 294-nucleotide messenger RNA. RefSeq lists its product as hypothetical. The coding region runs from base 1 to 294 and encodes 97 amino acids. The record is from RefSeq and is a predicted model, not a curated record. Lineage: Eukaryota; Perkinsozoa; Perkinsida; Perkinsidae. The transcript has 3 exons. Gene Ontology annotation, cellular component: cytosol. Gene Ontology annotation, molecular function: ATP binding; glutamate 5-kinase activity.